This is a messenger RNA of Seminavis robusta, 1463 nucleotides long. Lineage: Eukaryota; Bacillariophyta; Bacillariophyceae; Naviculales; Naviculaceae. The record is from the annotation of a GenBank genome assembly.
GGUUCGGCUUGCAUUCGCAGAGAACAGGUCUGCGCAACAGUUGGUUGUUCGACGUCCCAGCGAUUGGCUAAUCUGCACCAGCUGGUCGGAACAAAAGGUACAAUCCUAGCUACUAGUAGAGCUAAUCGUUAGGUACGACCGUAUCUUUCUGUUUUGCUUCCUCACGAUUUGCCAAAGAACAACCCAUCACCAUCCAUCACCGUCCAGUUUCGCCUUCCCUUGUCCUUUUACAAUCUCAUAAAUUCAGGUCGGCUGGUCCUUUUUCUUGUUUGAUCAUCCAUUCUAUCUAUCUACUACUGUACACCAUGAAGCUAUUGAGUUGUUUGUUGUUGUUGGCUACUACUGGCAGCCAAGCCUUUGUGGUCAAGCCAUCGAUGCAGCGUGUGGCCACUCAAGUGAAUGUGGCGUCUCCUCCCAUUGAUGAAUGGAAUCAACCCAUCCCCGAAAAGGUCUCCACCGCCCCGGUGCCUGUCAACAAGGUCUCCAAGGCGGCGCGUUCUCGCAUGGCCGACCGUAUCAUUGAUCCUGACUUUUCUUUGGCUUUGGGAGUUUUCCUGUUGGCACCCAUGAUUGCUUGGUACCAUCCCACUUACAUGGCGGAUGGCAGCCCUUCUUUGCUUGGUGUUUUUGGAGCUGGAUUCCAUUUGGUCUUUGCCGCUCUCUUGUGGGUCCAGACGGUCCGCGUCCGUCUUGUAUUUGAAAAGGACUCGAUGGAAUUUUACAAUGUCAAGGGACCUCAAUGUGACCUCGAAAAGGGCGCCAAGUUGGUCAAGAAACCCAGCAACUAUGUGGCCGACACUGCCAAUCGCUGGAAGUACGACGACAUUAUCAACUACGGUUUCUUCCCCAGCUUGGAGUUCCCCGUGAUCUGCUACAUGAAGGAAACCAACACGGACCCCGCCAAGUGGAACCGAUGGUUUGCUGCCUUUGACUCGUACGGACGAGGACAGCCCCAUUUCUUUCCUGGAAUCUGCAAUGCCCGUCAAAUCAAGGAAGAAUUCGAAAAGCGUGGAGUUGCCCGCAAGCCCAUCCCCAUGAUUGGAGGAAAAGUGAGCAAGAAGUAAAUAUCGCUGUUUGAUUUUGAAUGGUCGGGGGAGUGCUGUUGUGUAAUGGAUGGACGGAUGGAUGUAAAAAAGAGAGAUUGGUUGGAAGAGAAGACUGGAACGACAAUGGUGAUACUACAGCAUGUCUACCAGUGUUUCUUCUUUCAAUUCAAGAAGAACCAUCCAAGCGCACAGCACAAACCCAGAAUACAAGAAGAACAGGACGAAUCACAGCACACUGCACACUAAUAUCGUUUCAUAUCCAGACAGACAGAAGAAAAACCCAUGCUGCUUGCUUUCGAGAAGAACAAAAACGAUCCGCAAAGCAAGUCAACAUGACAAGAAAAACAUGACACUACUUUUCAAGGUUAAUGCAGUAGAGUAGAUGCAGUAACACCAGAACUUUACCUUGAUAUCAAA